This is a messenger RNA of Chionomys nivalis (European snow vole), 6878 nucleotides long. RefSeq names its product PDS5 cohesin associated factor A (gene Pds5a). The coding region runs from base 405 to 4415 and encodes 1336 amino acids. Gene Ontology annotation, cellular component: chromatin; nucleus. Gene Ontology annotation, biological process: mitotic sister chromatid cohesion; DNA repair. Lineage: Eukaryota; Metazoa; Chordata; Mammalia; Rodentia; Cricetidae. The transcript is spliced from 33 exons. The record is from RefSeq and is a predicted model, not a curated record.
GGGCGGCGGGUGCGGGUGGGCGCGAAGUGCGGGCGAGCGAGCGGGCCGGCGGGCGGGCGAGCGCGGGGGACGCGCGGGCGUGCACCCGCGCGCGGGCUCUCGGUGGAGUCGCGGCCGAGGCUGCGCUUCCUCAGCCCGACGGAGAGCGGCAGUGUCGCCCCGGCCGGCGCACGCUCGGCCCGCGUCUCCCCCCGCGGCGGCUGCUCCUCGGCACCGCCAGCCCCAGCGCCGCUCCGGGGCGGGCGGGCGGCGGCGGCGGGACCCGCGGAGCCGCUUUGUGUGCAGGCCGACGAGGGGCGGCGGCGGCACAACCACCUGACAGAGGCCUGGCGCUCGCUGCACCGUCCGCCCGCAUGAGGAGGAGAGGCCGGUAGAGGACUGUGAAAGAAAAGUUAUCCCCCAGGAUGGACUUCACGCAGCCGAAGCCUGCCGCUGCCCUCUGUGGCGUCGUGAGUGCGGACGGAAAGAUCGCUUACCCCCCGGGAGUAAAGGAAAUCACCGACAAGAUCACCACCGACGAAAUGAUCAAACGGCUGAAGAUGGUAGUGAAAACUUUUAUGGAUAUGGAUCAGGAUUCUGAAGAUGAAAAGCAGCAGUAUCUCCCACUAGCCUUGCAUCUCGCAUCUGAAUUCUUUCUCAGGAACCCUAAUAAAGAUGUGCGCCUUCUUGUAGCAUGUUGUCUGGCUGAUAUAUUUCGAAUUUAUGCCCCAGAAGCUCCAUAUACUUCCCACGAUAAACUUAAGGACAUAUUUCUCUUUAUUACCAGACAGUUAAAAGGUUUGGAGGAUACAAAGAGUCCACAGUUUAAUAGAUACUUUUAUUUAUUAGAGAAUUUAGCUUGGGUUAAAUCAUAUAACAUCUGCUUUGAGUUGGAAGAUUGCAAUGAAAUUUUUAUUCAGCUUUUUAGGACUCUCUUCUCAGUAAUCAACAAUAGCCACAAUAAGAAGGUACAAAUGCACAUGUUAGACUUGAUGAGUUCUAUCAUCAUGGAAGGUGAUGGAGUUACUCAAGAGUUACUGGAUUCUAUUCUUAUCAACCUCAUUCCCGCACACAAGAACUUAAAUAAACAGUCUUUCGACCUUGCAAAAGUCUUGUUGAAAAGGACAGUCCAGACUAUUGAAGCAUGCAUUGCCAAUUUUUUCAAUCAAGUCCUGGUGCUGGGAAGAUCGUCAGUCAGUGAUCUGUCCGAACAUGUAUUUGAUCUGAUUCAGGAACUUUUCGCUAUAGAUCCUCAUUUAUUGUUAUCUGUCAUGCCACAGCUUGAAUUCAAACUGAAGAGCAAUGAUGGUGAAGAACGAUUAGCUGUGGUUCGACUUCUAGCUAAAUUGUUUGGCUCUAAAGAUUCAGAUUUGGCAACGCAGAAUCGGCCUCUUUGGCAGUGUUUUCUUGGGCGCUUUAAUGACAUUCAUGUUCCUGUGAGAUUAGAAAGUGUGAAAUUUGCCAGUCACUGUUUGAUGAACCAUCCAGACUUAGCAAAGGACCUUACGGAAUAUUUGAAAGUUAGAUCACAUGAUCCAGAGGAAGCCAUUCGUCAUGAUGUCAUUGUUACUAUAAUAACAGCUGCCAAAAGAGACCUUACCUUAGUAAAUGAUCAGUUACUCGGCUUUGUCAGGGAAAGGACACUGGAUAAGCGGUGGCGAGUAAGAAAAGAAGCCAUGAUGGGUCUUGCUCAGCUUUAUAAGAAAUACUGUCUUCAUGGUGAGGCAGGAAAGGAAGCUGCAGAGAAAGUCAGCUGGAUAAAGGACAAACUUCUGCACAUCUACUAUCAGAACAGCAUUGACGACAAACUCCUGGUAGAAAAAAUCUUUGCCCAAUAUCUUGUUCCCCAUAACCUGGAAACCGAAGAGAGAAUGAAAUGCUUAUAUUAUUUAUAUGCCAGCUUGGAUCCAAAUGCUGUGAAAGCUCUCAAUGAAAUGUGGAAGUGUCAGAACAUGCUUCGGAGUCAUGUGCGUGAACUGUUGGAUUUACACAAGCAGCCUACAUCAGAGGCUAACUGUUCUGCCAUGUUUGGAAAACUGAUGACCAUAGCAAAGAAUUUGCCUGACCCUGGGAAAGCACAAGAUUUUGUAAAGAAAUUUAACCAGGUUCUUGGUGAUGAUGAGAAGCUGCGGUCUCAGUUAGAAUUGUUAAUCAGCCCAACCUGUUCAUGCAAACAAGCUGACAUUUGUGUGAGAGAAAUAGCUCGGAAACUUGCAAAUCCUAAGCAGCCAACCAACCCUUUUCUAGAGAUGGUCAAAUUUCUGUUGGAAAGAAUUGCUCCUGUGCAUAUUGAUUCAGAAGCCAUAAGUGCACUAGUAAAAUUGAUGAAUAAAUCAAUAGAAGGGACAGCAGAUGAUGAAGAGGAGGGUGUAAGUCCAGAUUCAGCCAUUCGCUCAGGACUUGAACUUCUUAAGGUUCUGUCUUUCACACAUCCUACCUCGUUCCACUCUGCAGAAACAUAUGAGUCCUUGUUACAGUGCCUAAGAAUGGAAGAUGACAAGGUAGCAGAAGCUGCAAUACAAAUUUUUAGGAACACAGGCCACAAAAUAGAAACAGACCUUCCCCAGAUACGAUCAACAUUAAUUCCCAUUUUACAUCAAAAGGCAAAGAGGGGUACUCCACACCAAGCUAAACAAGCUGUGCAUUGUAUCCAUGCCAUCUUCUCAAAUAAGGAAGUCCAGCUUGCACAGAUAUUUGAGCCACUCAGCAGGAGUCUGAAUGCUGAUGUACCAGAACAACUUAUCACUCCAUUAGUUUCACUUGGCCACAUUUCCAUGUUAGCACCAGAUCAGUUUGCUUCCCCAAUGAAAUCUGUUGUGGCAAACUUCAUUGUUAAAGAUCUUCUGAUGAAUGACAGGUCAACAGGUGAGAAGAAUGGAAAAUUGUGGUCCCCAGAUGAGGAAGUUUCUCCUGAAGUACUAGCAAAGGUACAGGCAAUUAAACUUCUGGUAAGGUGGCUGUUGGGUAUGAAAAACAACCAGUCUAAAUCUGCCAAUUCAACUCUUCGGUUAUUAUCAGCGAUGUUGGUCAGUGAGGGUGAUUUGACAGAACAGAAGAGGAUCAGUAAAUCAGAUAUGUCUCGCUUGCGGUUAGCUGCUGGUAGUGCCAUAAUGAAGCUUGCUCAGGAACCUUGUUACCAUGAAAUUAUUACCCCAGAACAGUUCCAGCUCUGUGCACUUGUUAUUAAUGAUGAGUGCUACCAAGUAAGGCAAAUAUUUGCCCAGAAGCUUCAUAAAGCACUUGUGAAGUUACUGCUCCCUUUGGAGUAUAUGGCGAUCUUUGCUUUGUGUGCCAAAGAUCCUGUGAAGGAAAGAAGAGCACACGCACGCCAGUGUUUACUAAAGAACAUCAGCAUACGCAGGGAGUACAUUAAACAGAACCCCAUUGCUACCGAAAAAUUAUUAUCACUACUGCCUGAGUAUGUGGUUCCAUAUAUGAUUCACCUGCUAGCCCAUGAUCCUGAUUUUACAAGAUCACAAGAUGUUGAUCAACUUCGUGAUAUAAAAGAGUGCCUGUGGUUUAUGCUUGAAGUCUUGAUGACAAAGAAUGAGAACAAUAGUCAUGCCUUCAUGAAGAAAAUGGCAGAGAACAUUAAGCUAACCAGAGAUGCCCAGUCUCCAGAUGAGUCCAAGACGAACGAGAAACUUUAUACAGUUUGUGAUGUGGCUCUGUGUGUUAUAAAUAGUAAAAGUGCUUUGUGCAAUGCAGACUCGCCAAAGGAUCCAGUCCUCCCAAUGAAGUUCUUUACACAACCUGAAAAGGAUUUCUGCAAUGACAAAAGUUAUAUUUCAGAAGAGACAAGAGUGCUUCUGUUAACAGGAAAGCCAAAGCCUACUGGAGUGCUAGGUACAGUAAACAAGCCUUUGUCAGCAACAGGAAGAAAGCCGUAUGUUAGAAGCGCCGGCACAGAGACUGGAAGCAAUAUUAACGCCAAUUCAGAGCUGAGUCCUUCAGCCGGAAGUCGUUCAAGGGAACAGAGUUCAGAGGCAUCAGAAACUGGAGUUAGUGAAAAUGAAGAGAAUCCUGUGAGAAUCAUUUCUGUCACACCUGUAAAGAAUAUUGAUACUGUAAAGAAUAAGGAAAUUAAUUCUGAUCAGCCUACCCAAGGCAACAUCAGCAGUGACCGAGGAAAGAAGAGAAUUGUAGCAGCAGCUGGUGCUGAGAAUAUCCAACAAAAACCAGAUGAGAUAGUAGAUGAGUCAGGACCUCCUGCGCCUUCCAAACCUAGAAGAGGACGUCGCCCCAAAUCGGAAUCUCAGGGCAAUGCAACCAAAAAUGAUGAUCUAAAUAAACCCACUAGCAAGGGAAGGAAGAGAGCUGCAGGCAGCCAGGAGAGCCCUGGGGGUCUGGAAGCGAGUAAUGCCAAAGCGCCCAAGCUACAAGAUGGAGCCAAAAAGGCAACACCAGCAGAGAGACAAAUUGAUUUACAAAGGUAAAAAGAGAACAUACUUAUACAGGGAGAAAAUGAAGGCCAAACAGAAGCAGAUUCCAGGUUCUGUAAAAACUUGGAUUCAAAUGUCCCCAGACAGAAAAUGAAGCUCACUUCAAAUACACACUCUCUGCCUUGAGAACUGAAAGAAGCUAGCCUUCCUUUUCCACAGCCACAGUCCUCUGGUGGGCGUGUACAGCAGAGACUAGAGAGAGGCUGAAAGUCUCCCUUCUCCCCUCCCCAGACUUUUCCUGGGAAAAGUCAAUAAUUAAGCAAAUUGCUUAACUCUUGGUUCCAGUUCCUGUAUAUCUGGAGCUUAAAGGCAUAAUAACCAUUGUUUCCAUGCUGCAGUUGUCAUGAAAGAGUGGAGAUGUCCUUACACUGACACUGAGAGCGUCCAUCCUCACCACAGGAAAGCAGGUGUCUACUGAACUGAGUCCUUACGGAGAUCAGAUGGCAUUUUCUUUGUGUUCCUUUUGGAAACUUAUGUAUUAUUCUUUCUGCCUGUCUACUUUUCUGCAAAAAUGAGAUGUACAGAUUUCUGUUCCCUGCUAUGAAAAGUAAUAUCGUGGCAAUUUUAUAAAUGUUGCUUUCUGGUUUUUAUCAGAAUGAGAAAAUAAUUAAAAUUAUUAUUGAUUUGCAAGUCGUAAACACUUCAUAUUAUGAUUUGUCCUGUUUUAGUUUAAUAUAAUUUGCAAUAAAUGUACAUAUUGUUUCAUAAGGAAUAUCACUUUUAAAUGGUUUUGCUCCUAUGAUUAUGUUGGAAUAUUGGGAUUUUUAAAGGAGUAAAGACUGUCCUGGAUUUGGUUUUAUAAUUUUUGUCACCAGAUUUUUAUUAUUAAUGUAAAAAAAAGAGGUUUUUUUUCCCCUUUUGUUUUGUCUUUGUUUUUCCUUUGUGAUAGAAGUAGAUGGACACUGGCAGCUUUGUAAGAAAACAGAGCUGCAGGGUUGCUGUCAGCUUUCAGUUCCCUGCUGUUAGGAAAUAAGCCUUUUAUUUUUGUCUGAUAAUUUGGGCUCAAUUUUUAACUUUAAUUUACAGACAGCUGUUACAUCAAUAUUCUGUUCCUUGGCAUUCAUUGUUCAGCAUAGAUAAUGUGUGCACCAUUUGUGUACACAUAUUCAUAUUUCAUUUUUGCAUAAAAUAAAUGCUUCUAGAUGUCCUAUGGAAGUCUUCAAUCUUUUUAUCAUGCUUUCAUCUCUUAGGAGUUUUUAUGUGAAAGGGCUAAAGUCAGAGAAGCAAAGGAAAUGAUUCCAGUCACCUCUCAGUUACCUGUGUAAACAGAGGUAAUUCUUCAAGGGAGCAAUUUUGUAGUCAUAAACAUAAGAAUAACAAAGGCAUCUGCAAGAAUGGUUGAGGAAAAACUUGAAAUUAACUUUUUCUGAUCCCUCAGAGUUUUUGCCUGUCUCUACUGUCCCCACUCAGAUUGUGCCCAAAGCCCUAGCAGAAUGUGCUACUAUAUUUGCAUUAUGACUUGGUCUUGAUGGGAUAUAUAAAAUCAUUGAAGUGUCAAAAUUUCUCCAGAAUGAAAUUCAUAGAUAAUAUGUCACUUAGGUUCUCAUAGAUAAUUGAGAGUGGGCUAUAAAUUGACUGGGUGAAAGUUGGCUUUUUUCUAUUAAGUAUUGUAGCUCUUUUACGUGUACAUGUUUGGUGUCAGAAGAUGCUAGAGAACAGUGGAUACCAAUGACAACAUUUCUUGAAAGGGCAUAAAAGCCCUCUUCUUCCUGCUGCCUCUCCAUGACCUUUUAGAAAAAACAAAACAUUGCCUCCAGUACGCUGACAGAGUAUCUAUGCAUACGGAUCAGUAAGGUCCCUCAAUCAAUCAGUGCUAUAUUCUAUUUAGAAGAAAUCUGAAGUUCAGACAACUUGAUUCUUAGGGCCACCGAUUAGUCACAAGGUGCAAGAAGGGAAGAUUCCUGGGUGUUUAGUAUUUUAACAGCACAGCAGAACUGUCCACAUUCAUUAUGGUUCUCUGGACUUCUGCAGCAGGACAGUUAUUUUCAGGGUCUGCUCCUCAUGGGUGUGUAAGCAUGAGGACUAGAUCUCUGGCUUGAAGGGAGAGGAGAGAAAACUCUUCAAGGAUUAAUCCCGAGGGACUCGAUUACUGGAAAUGUGUCAGGUUUUCUUUGAAAAAGAAAAUGUAAAAUAUCCUAGGAAUUUGGUAUUUACAUCUCAGAGAAAUACAACACAAAAGUGCAGACUUAUAUUUGAGAAUUACUGUUAACCCUUUGUGUCUAGUUUGAAGCUUCUUGUAUUUGUCUAAAACUACAAGCCAGACUUUUGUAUCCUUUGAUAAAAGUGUGUAUAAUGUAAAGUAGUUUUGCAUAUCCCUGUGCUGCACAUGGGCUGGGUUUUUAGAAUUUUUUUAAAGACUUUAAGCAGAACCAUGUAAUUUGUGUAAAUGACAAGUGUAAAAUCCUUCCAUAAAAUGCUUACAAAUAUGCACUGUUUCAAAUAAAACCAAGAAAUGCA